AUGUCAACAACAACAACAGCAGCAGCAGCAGCAACCUCCUGGCCCAUCACCGCGUAUAAACCCCGCCAUACAACCUGGCCCUACACACCCGCAGACUUCACGCGCUCCGAUCCCUCGACGGACGAUAGAUUCUACAGCGUCCCGCGCUUCGUGACGCAUAUCGAUGACGCUGCGAUUGCUUCUCUACGGAACUACUACGAUGCUAUUCUGCCGCGUUCGGGCCGCGUACUGGAUUUCUGCUCGAGUUGGGUGUCGCAUUAUCCUGAGCGGGUAGAGAGUGCGGUGAAAGCGGGAGAGUUGAGGGUUGUAGGGUUGGGGAUGAAUCGGGCGGAACUGGAGGCUAAUGAUGUUUUAAAUGGGGGCCGAGGAGUUGUGGAUUUGAAUUUGAAGCCGGAUGUUGGUGCUGCGUUGAGGGAGAUGGAGGCUAAGGAUGGGGUUGAUGGAGGGGGUUUGCUGGAUGCGGCGACGAAUGUCGUUAGUACGGAUUACCUCACGCAACCUGUUGAGGUGCUGAGGAGUUUGAGAGAUGUGAUGCAGGAGGGAGGGAGGGUGCAUUUGGUUAUUAGCAAUCGGUGUUUUCCUACCAAGGCGAUUGAUCGGUGGUUGAAGGUUAGUGAGGAGGAGCGGCUGAACAUGGUGGGGGAUUUUCUGCAUUUUGCUGGGUGGAAGGAGAUUGAGAUUGUGGAGCUGAGUAGUGGGAAGGUGGAUGGGGACGAGGGCAAUGGGGGUGCUGGUGGUGCGCAGCGGAGUCUACAGAAUUUUAUGAGCUGGAUGGGGAUGGCGAGUCGGGAUCCGCUUUGGGUGGUGAGGGCGGUGAAGCGUGGUGAUUGA
Neohortaea acidophila is the source of this 831-nucleotide messenger RNA. RefSeq lists its product as uncharacterized. The record is from RefSeq and is a predicted model, not a curated record. Lineage: Eukaryota; Fungi; Ascomycota; Dothideomycetes; Mycosphaerellales; Teratosphaeriaceae. The transcript has a single exon. Bases 1 to 831 code for a protein of 276 amino acids.